CAAUGUGAAUGAUGUAGAUGUGAUUGUAGAAACAAGUCAGACGGGUCAGAUAGGUCAAACAACAUACCAAGACAAGGUAGAAGCUUACCCUGAAAUGUCAGCACCAGCAGCAGCUCAGAAGAGCAGUCUGUCUGAACAAGAUGAGGUUUUAUGCACUGCAGAGCCACUUUCCGAGCAGUCAAUGGAGCUACCUGCUAGAGAUGAUCUAAACAAGGCAGAUAUUGCACCAAUUAGUGAAAAUGCUGAAAAUGUAGAGCCAGUGUUGGAGAUGACUAAAGAAGAUCCACCGUGUGAGCAGUCCCCUGAGCCACUUUCUGUUUCAGAAGACAUUGAUGUUGAGCCCUGUGGCGGGGAUGAAUUGCCAUCCGUUGCACAGGAAGAUGACCUCAAUUUGAAAGAUAAAGAAACUAAUAACGAGUUGAUUGAUAAGAAUACUGACCUAGACAUUUCAGCUGAACCAGAAGGACAUUCUGAAACUUCAGCAUUAGAGAAACAGACUGACAACGUCACUCAAAAUUAUGAGGUGUUAGAUGAACAAUCUGGCAUUGAAACAGAAUUGAACGUUGUCCUUAGCAGCGAUGAAACAGAGAAAGAAGUAGUUGAUGAGCCCUUUAGUGAAUAUACUUGCUCAGAUACUCCCCCAGAAACGUAUAUGGACAAAGAAGUGUUGAGAGAGGUUUUGAGUUCACCAGAGAGUAAAAAACAGAAAAAACGCAGAAAUGUAAGGACCUUUGGCAGCUCUGACAGACGAUUGCGCAGUAGGGCCUCUGGUGUUGAAGAAAUAUCCGUGACCCCUGAGAAAAACGAUCAGACCGCAUUAGCACAAGUCUCUGAUUCUGUUACUGAAGAAGCCAAGACUCCUGAGACAAAGCGCCCUUUGAGAUCUGUUAAGGCAAAACCAUUAGAAAGUGAUGUAUCUAACAGUGAAGCUCAGCACAGUGAAGUGGUCGGUAAAGAACAAACACAACAGUCUAACAUUCAUCAAUUUGACAAAACAGCUGAUUUGAGUCCAUGUGAGAACCCAAUAGCAGAUCACGUGGUGCAGACUAGAAAGAUGCUUAGGUCAAUGCAGGCAAGGCAGGCACUUGAUGAUGAGGGAGAACAGAAGGCAGUUCCUCCAUUAUCAAACGUUACUGAUGCUCCGAUUUCAUCAUCCAAGGAGCUAAAAGAGAAGGACGUGCCUGCAGAGAAGGACGUGCCUGCAGAGAAGGACGUGCCUGCAGAGAAGGACGUGCCUGAGGACGUGCCUGCAGAGAAGGACGUGUCUGAGGACGUGCCUGCAGAGAAGGACGUGUCUGAGGACGUGCCUGCAGAGAAGGACGUGCCUGCAGAGGACGUGCCUGCAGAAAAAGACGUGCUUGCAGAGAAGGACAUGCUUGCAGAGACAGACAAGUCACUUUCAGAAAAGUCUGAACAGACAAGACUGAAAGAUUCACAUGCCUAUGACCCUCCCAGUAAAGAUAGUCUUAUGGAACCAGUUAGUCUUCAGUCAGACCCAUCUCUUGUGACUACCCCUACUAGAGUCUCAGCACGAAUGCCUUUGAGAAGCAGGAGUGGCCCUGUGGAAGGCAGUAAGAAUCAACCUAUUGCAAAAUCUUCUAUGGAAAAGUCUGGACACAUGCCUCUAAGAAGUGCAGGUACCAUUGUAGCUGAGGAAACACCUGGGGAUUCCCAAAGUACCCCUACAAAUUCUGAAGAAAAAUCAAGGCACAUGCCAUUGAGGAGCCGAAGUCAAGGUGUUGAUAGUGAUGGCAGUUCUUCCACUGGAAAUCCCGCUGAGAAUUCUGGGCGUAUGCCCUUGAGAAGUAGCAGCGCUAAUACAGCCCCCCAGCCCAUGAGCCCCACAACCUCACCAAGGGACAAAAAAGCUCAGAGAUCUCCCAGGCCAACUAAAUCUGGGGCUGUUUCGUCAGAUUCUGAACAGAACCUUACAGGCUCCCCUCCUAAACUUAGAACUGAAAAGAUUAAGCAGGGUCCAAUAAAGGAACCUGUUAAGCCUGUCAUUUUACCUAGUAUUCCAAACCCUGGGCCUGUAGUACCAAAUCCCCCAAAGUUCUUGGAGGCCCUUAGAGGAGAAGAAAACCAACAGCUAAUCAUGAACCUGAACACCAAGUUUGAUAAAAUGCAAAAAGGAUGGGUCCAUGUGGACAAAGAGGGGCCCCAAACACACAGAUCAAGGAACAAAGCAGACAGACUGAAAGACAUCUGGAAGAGCAAGCGAAGAAUUCGAAAACCCAGAACAUUAGAGGCACAUAAAUUUUCCCCUGUACAGAUGCUUUUUAUGAAAUCUUUUGAUUUGCCAAGCAUCUGUCGCUGGUUCUUGCAGACCACAGAAACAAAGUCCCUUGUCAUUGUUAAAAAGGUAAACACUCGACUUCCAUCUGAGACGCAGCUAUGCUUUCACAGUUCGUCCUCUAUGGCAGGGACGUCACAUGGUGUACAUAUGCAGGCUGAGCGUUUGAAGAAACACCUGAAAAAGUUUGCCAUUGCCUCCCCAGUCAAGAGCAAUGCUAAGAGUCAAAAGCUUAUUGCCGAGGCAUUGGAACUAGAACCUGUUUGCAUAAAAAGUAAAGAAAAAAGGCAGUUAACCACUGCUACUCGGAUGUCCACCAAGCCUCAGAGUUUCAGGGGUGUUGCGCAGUCUGCUGACGGCCAGAAGACCUCUGUGAAAAAUCCAACUAGUGCCAGGAUUCUGAGGAAGUACUCCCAUAUACGGGAGAAAAUGCAAGGACAGCAGAAUUCAAAGAAACUCAAAGACCAGAAGGCUGAACCUCACAAAGGGGCAUCCAAGCAGAAGUUGCCCUCAGCAAGCCAGCAGAAACUGGCACUUUCAAAGAGAAAUGGGGGUAAAGACUCAAAUGUUUCAAAGAAAGAAAAGGCACAGCAGUCCCCCAUGAAUAAAAAGAGUGCAACAAGGCCUACUGGUAAAGAAAAGGUCACAAAGACGACCAGCACAAAAGCAUUGAAGGAACCUGCCCGUAAAGAUGGUCCUGCACCAAAGAGGCCUCAGCAGACAUCAAUGUCCCCCAAACCACAGAGGACCGCUUCGGCUACAGUUGGGAGUCCAAAAGGUAGCACAAACAAAAAAGAGAAUUCAGCUGGUGAAAAAUCUUUGCAAACUGCAACCAGUGACUCUAAGGCAGAUGCAAGGAAGCAAACACCUACUAAAGCCUUUGUGAGUUUGGUCUCCCCUACACAGAGUCCUGAGCCAUCAGUCUCACAAGACCAAGUGCUGACAAGGUCUCAGAGGAAAAUUGAGGCUGCACAGCGCCUGAGCGAGUCUCCCAAGUCUGCUACCAAGAGAGCCCAAGAACCUGUUGUAACUCCUGUGAAACGUACUAGGACAUCUCUCUUGAAAACAAAUUGAAAAAAUGGAGACAGACUGCCGUUUUGGGAAGUAUUGGUGACCGCUCUUAGACUGAGGACCGAGAUAAGUCAUGCAGUAUAUGUACCUUCAAAGUUUGCUCAUAAAUUCUUUUUUGUCCCUAUUAAAUGGGUGGGCAAGACAUGCUUGAAGUUUUUUUAAUAUAUAUAAAUAAAGAGAGAGAUACAAGUAGAGAGGAAAAAAACAACAACUUGGCAAUGAUUUUGCAAAGUUAUGAAGAUGUAAAUAUGGAAAAGAGUUAUUUAAAUUCAAUUUUGCCAUUUUGAUGCUGAAUGUUUUUGUGAUGUUCCCAUAUAAACAAUGUGACCUGCUGCUGAGGGGCAUACUCCUCUAUCCCCCUAGAGCCGUGUAGCGCUUGCAAGUUAGGGCUGCACAUGUACAUUUGGUAGGCUUUAAGAAGAUUCUUAUUUACAUUUAUAAACCAUUUACACAUGGUUUUUAUUGGUUUUGUCGCAUGUCAGUUGAAUGACAUACAAUCAUCAAACAUAAAAAAGCCAUGACUGAACAGUUAAUGAAAUGAGAAUUCAUGAUGAGUGACUGAUGCAGGACAAUUUUUUUUUUUUAGUGAUCGGUGCUUGCAUUUUAACUGUCACCUGCAUCUUUUCAUGGUAACAUUUGCAGUCCUACUGGCAAGCAGUGGUUGUGUGGGAAUUGGAUCUGGUGCCUUAUUUGUCAGUGUGAUGUGGUAGACUAUUCCUGGAUAGAGAGCCUCACUUCUUGGCCUGUUGCGCAGACAUGUACUGUAGGGAGCCCAAGGUUAUUCUCAUGCACAGCCUUGUUGUUUUCCUGUAUUUGCGCCCCCCACCCCCAAAUGUUUUAAUCAUAACUCUUUACAAACAUGGAUAAAAUCAUUGUUUAACUUAUGACCUUUACCAUGGAUGCAUUUCUUCCAGUGUUUUUUUUUUUUUUUUAAGUGUAAAGCAAGCAUUAACUGUAGAUUGUGUUUUAUAUUAGAUUAUAGAUGGAGUUAUUUGACAGUGGUUACAUUUUGACUCUUGAAGUUUUUUGACCUCAGAUUGUUAAACCUUGGCAAUAAGUACAUCAUCCUUAAACAACCCUUCCCGUCCAUACUCUUGGUCCAUCUGAGAAAGUAAUAAAAAUGAAAACGAAUAAAAAAAUAAAAGGUUGCACACUUUUUCCUUGUAAGUAGGGCACACUUAAGCAUUCUAAUUUCCCCCAAAUUACAGGCUUGGUAUCAUUAUUCAGAAAGCAUUAUUAUACCCUAUUUUUGGAGCUCUUCACAUAAAAUGAAGUGUCAGUGUGUCAGCAGCAUUAAUGUACUGUCUCUCUCUCACUUAAAUUCUACAGCAUUGUGGUUUCGCUGAAAAUGCUUUUCAUUUGCUCAUUUAAGCCACUGAAGCUGUUUUUGUAAUACAAAAAGCUGUAGCAUUUUGCUUGAUUGUGCAUGCAGUCUUUUGUAAGGCAGCCCAACACAGUUUCAUAAUUUUACUUUUGGACAUCCCCAGGUUUUCUUAAGUCCAAUUUAUAAUGCUAUGCAUGUACAGACCUACCAUGGUAAGCUGAAUUCUACCAAUUCUAUUCAUUUAAGAUGUAAGAUAUGGUCCAGAACAUUGAUAAUGUACACAUUUCUUUGAAGAUGGUUCACUAAGGACACUUGUUAAACACCACAUUUUGUGCCAGAAAGUUUUUUGCCAUUCCCCAGUGGUUAUGUGUUAAGUUAUUUAGAGUUCUAAUUUAAUUUUUUGCUGUAACAAAUAUGAACUAUAGAUUGCUUGCAGACAAAUAUGCUAUCAAAUACUUUGAUUCUAUGACGUUCUUUCAGGCGAGUAAAAUGUGUGCUCAGUCCGUAUCUGUUUAUUUUCCUUUUAAAGAGCACCAACCUUUCACGGCUACGUAUUUAUUUAGGAGAAUUGUUGUUGCUAAACAAAUUACCAUUAUUUCCUGUUCAAAAGGUAUCAUUCAGUAUUUCCUGAAAUAACAUUUCAGAGUAUUUGGAAACAUGUAUGUAUUUUGUAUUUUGGGGAACAAAAUGUAUUGUACUAUUUUCAUCAGUAGCCUGGUCUCUGUAUCCAUACUUUGGGAAAAUAAAUAAAUAGCACAGUACUGUCUUAAUGA
Alosa alosa (allis shad) is the source of this 5461-nucleotide messenger RNA. RefSeq names its product microtubule-associated protein futsch. The record is from RefSeq and is a predicted model, not a curated record. Bases 95 to 3367 code for a protein of 1090 amino acids. NCBI's taxonomy places the organism in Eukaryota, Metazoa, Chordata, Actinopteri, Clupeiformes, Clupeidae. The transcript has a single exon.